CUGACCUCUAGUGGUCAGAGGAGGAACUCCAUCCUUCAGAGAAGUUCCUGGUUUAUCAGUGAAGGAGGAAGAGAAGCAGAGUUAGAAACCAUCAGCAGCUCAGGAUGAAGGUCUGUUAUACUUUGAUCUGCAUCCUCUUCCUCACUCUGCAGGAUGGAGAAACUGUGGAAACCUACAGAGGAACGGAAGGAGGAAGCAUCACAGUUAGAUGUGAAUUUAAGAACUCUGGAAGCAGGAGGUUCCUCUGUAAGGAAACCUGUGAAGGAAGAAAUAUUCUGAUUAAUACGAAUGAGGACAUGUUCCAGAGCGGCAGAUACAGCAUUAGAUAUGAUCACAGAGGAAAAUCUAAUUAUCUGAUUGUGAGCAUCACAAAGCUGAAAAAGUCAGAUUCAGGACGGUACCAGUGUCGCUUAGAUCAUUCCUCGUAUAUCUUCUGGACGGAAUCUCACUGUGAUGAUUUUAUUCUCUCUGUGACUGAAGAUUCUUCAGAACCAAAAUGGACUCUGGGACCUUUUAUUAGAUCAACUUUUCUCCCAGCAGCCUCCACAACAACAACAACAACACAGAGUCUGAGUUCCUCACCUUCUCCAUCCUCCUCUGAAACCAGCAGAGUCUCUGAGAAACCAGCUGCAGCUUCAGGUCUGCUGCUAUAUGUGGGUCUGAUUCUUUCCAUCCUGAUCAUCAUUUUAGCAGCAGCUCUGCUCAUCUUCUUCAAGAGGAAGAGCUUCAGACAACAGAAAGUUCCUCCAGUGAAAGCAGAAUAUGGUGACAUGACAACGGUCAACACAGUUUAUGAGGAGAUCAGAGAGCAGGACACAGGGAACAAACCACGUCCUGGAGAAUUAGCUUCAGUUUAUGUUUACGCCAACAACUUCAUCCCAAAGAGAGAUGAAAGCACAGAUAUAUACAGCCUGGCCAGCGGUCCGGACAAUGAAGUUGAAGGUGAAGUAAAUUACUCUGAAGUUCAUUUAUCCCAUCCUGCCUCACCCAACAGCGCCCCCUGUGGUCGUGAAAUUGACAUCUACUCUGAACCUCGGAAAGCUACGAUCUCUGCCAUCAACAAUGAUUCACCUCCUCUUUAUUCCACUGUUACUUUAAAGCAGUAGCUUUGCUGUUUUUGAUCCAUAGAGAAACUUAUACAUAUAAUCAACACAUCUGUUGCUUCUCGUGUUUUGUUUCCGACCCAGAAGAGAAAAACUUUCAUUACGAUGCAGCCUCUCCCUGUGUGGCUAUUUACUGGAACAGGGAGGGGCUGCUGACCAGAGAGCAGAUUUCAUAAGGAUAAUGCCGACAUAGAUAAACGAAGCAAAAUACCACCUUGAUUUUGAUGAAGGAACAGCAUUU
This is a messenger RNA of Cyprinodon tularosa, 1344 nucleotides long. RefSeq lists its product as uncharacterized. The record is from RefSeq and is a predicted model, not a curated record. Gene Ontology annotation, molecular function: signaling receptor activity. The transcript is spliced from 7 exons. Gene Ontology annotation, cellular component: cell surface. Bases 105 to 1106 code for a protein of 333 amino acids. Lineage: Eukaryota; Metazoa; Chordata; Actinopteri; Cyprinodontiformes; Cyprinodontidae.